This is a messenger RNA of Pistacia vera, 2864 nucleotides long. RefSeq names its product linoleate 13S-lipoxygenase 2-1, chloroplastic-like. The record is from RefSeq and is a predicted model, not a curated record. Gene Ontology annotation, biological process: lipid oxidation. Gene Ontology annotation, molecular function: protein binding; metal ion binding; oxidoreductase activity, acting on single donors with incorporation of molecular oxygen, incorporation of two atoms of oxygen. Lineage: Eukaryota; Viridiplantae; Streptophyta; Magnoliopsida; Sapindales; Anacardiaceae. The transcript is spliced from 9 exons. The coding region runs from base 70 to 2784 and encodes 904 amino acids.
UUCCCACAAACCAAAAUCAAACUCUCUCCAUUUCUCUCAAAUAUCUCUCUUAAUUAAUCCCUAGGCCAAAUGUUGAAGCCUCAACUUCACCAAUCUCAAUCUUCCAAAUCCCUCUUCCCACUGGCCAACAAGCCAUUUCUCCAUGGAAAUGGCGCCUCCGCCAAUGCUUUUCUUCCACUUCAUUCACGACUCUCCCUCAAGAAAUCUCCCAAAAUCCGAGUUGGGUUCGUCCCCUCCAACAUCAAAGCCUCAGUAGCUGAUUUAACCGAACGAAAAACCACCGCUGUUAAGGCUGUUGUCACUGUGAUUCCAACCGUCAGUAGUUUGCUUUCUAGCAUUUCUAUUGACAGCAGUUUGGAUACUUUACAAGAUGCCCUCGGCAAAUCUCUCCUCUUGGAGCUCGUCAGCGCCGAGCUCGACCCCAAGACUGGAUUGGAGAAGCCAACCAUUAAGGCGUUUGCACACAAAGGGAAGGAGGUGAAAGGAGAGGCAACAUACGAGGCUGAGUUCAAGAUUCCGACGGAUUUCCGAGAAGUUGGAGCGGUGUUUGUGGAGAAUGAGCACCACAAGGAGAUGUUCUUAAAGGAUAUUGUUCUUGAUGGAUUCGAUACCGGUAAGGUGAAGAUAAUAUGUGGCUCAUGGGUUCAGCCUAAGACCGAUAAGACGCAGAAGAAGAGAGUCUUCUUUACAGCUAAGUCAUACUUGCCAUCAAACACACCGAAUGGACUGAUGAAGCUGAGAGCCGAAGAGCUUGUCAAUCUACGAGGCAACGGACAAGGAGAGCGCAAGAACACCGAGAGAAUUUACGACUAUGAUGUGUACAAUGAUCUUGGAAACCUUGAUAAGAGCGAAGAUUUGGCUCGACCGGUGCUCAGUGGGAAGCAACACCCUUACCCUCGCCGCUGCAGAACAGGACGGCGUCGGUGUGACAAAGAUCCAUAUUCUGAGAAAUUAGCCACCAGCACAAUCUACGUACCCAGAGAUGAAGCCUUCUCAGACAUAAAAGAGCUAACAUUUUCAGCCAAAACUCUCUACUGCGCCCUGCAUGCUUUAAUCCCGACGAUCCAAACUUCGAUCGUCGACUCCGAUCUAGGGUUUCCAUACUUCACAGCCAUAGACUCCCUCUUCAACGUAGGAAUCAACUUGCCCCCACUCACUAAACAAGGGUUCUGGAAAACACUCAUCCCCAGAUUGGUGAAGGCCAUUGAGGAUAGCAGUGAAGAUGUGCUGCGUUUCGAGACCCCUGAAGCCAUGACCAGAGAUAGGUUUUUUUGGUUUAGGGAUGAGGAGUCUGCUCGGCAAACUCUGGCUGGUCUCAACCCAUUAUGCAUAAAAUUGGUCACGGAGUGGCCAUUGAAAAGCACACUCGAACCUGCAGUUUAUGGUCCACCACAAUCAAAAAUCACCACAGAGAUCCUCGAGAAGGAAAUCAAAGGCUUCAUGACUGUCGAUGAGGCCAUCAAACAAAAGAAGCUGUUCAUUCUAGAUUACCAUGACUUGAUGCUACCAUAUGUUCAGAAAGUGAGAACGUUAAAGAACACAACGCUUUAUGGAUCUCGCACGGUGUUUUUCCUAACCCCAGAUGGCACGUUGAGGCCUCUGGCCAUCGAGCUCGUUCGACCUCCGAUGGACGGCAAACCCCAGUGGAAAGAAGUGUACACUCCCAGUUGGAACUCCACAGAUUGCUGGCUAUGGAGGUUGGCUAAAGCUCAAGUCCUCGCCAUUGAUGCUGGCUAUCACCAACUUAUUAGCCAUUGGUUAAGAACUCAUUGUUGUACAGAACCUUACAUAAUUGCCACCAACCGGCAACUCAGUGUGAUGCACCCAAUCUAUAGACUAUUGCACCCACAUUUCCGGUACACAAUGGAGAUCAAUGCCCUAGCUCGAGAAAAGCUAAUCAAUGCUGGUGGGAUCAUCGAAAGCACUUUCUCACCUGGCAAGUUCUCCAUGGAGCUCAGCUCUGCUGUAUACGACGUGGUGUGGCGUUUUGACCACGAGGCACUGCCCCAAGACCUAAUCAACAGGGGGAUGGCUGCUGAAGAUCCAAAUUCUUCUCAUGGCCUAAAGCUCACAAUUGAAGAUUACCCCUACGCCAAUGAUGGACUUGUUCUCUGGGACGCAUUGAAACAAUGGGUGACUGAUUAUGUGAACCACUAUUACCCUGAUCCAAAACUUGUCGCCUCCGAUCAAGAGCUCCGAGCAUGGUGGAAAGAGAUAAAAACCGUCGGACAUGGAGAUAAAAAGGAUGCGCCAUGGUGGCCUGAGCUCAAAACCCCGAAAGAUUUAAUCGAAAUCGUCACAACCAUCGCAUGGGUGGCCUCCGGUCACCACGCAGCCGUAAACUUCGGGCAGUAUCCAUACGCAGGUUAUUUCCCAAACAGGCCAACCAUUGCAAGAAUCAACAUGCCCACAGAGGACAACUCCGAAGAGGGCUGGAAAUUCUUAUUGGAGAAGCCGGAAGUUGUGCUUUUGAGAUGCUUUCCGUCACAGGUUCAAGCGGCGACGGUGAUGACGGUGCUGGAUGUGCUCUCGAAUCACUCUCCGGACGAGGAGUAUUUGGGGCAGCUGGCGGAGCCGGCUUGGGAGGAGGAUCCGCUCGUGAAAAGUGCUUUUGAGAAGUUUAAUGGGAAGUUGACGGAGUUUGAGGGAGUUGUGGAUGCGAGGAAUGCGAAUAAGGAGUUGAAGAACAGAAAUGGAGCUGGGAUUACGCCGUAUGAGUUGUUGAAGCCGUUUUCCGAUUCUGGUGUCACCGGAAAAGGAGUUCCUUAUAGCAUUUCCAUCUAGGGUUGAGAUCUAGUAACAAUGAGAAACUAAGAGGAGUAAUAAAUGUGUGCAUGAGAAAGCAUGAAAAUGUUUCACCGAGA